GCACCAACAGCAACGUGAAAGGCGAAUAGAGGAUUCAGAUACACAUAAAGGCAAAAAGUAUAAUCACAGAAUAAAUAGAAUAAGACCGGACUGUACGGGUCAAUUUAUAACAUGUGAAGAAAAUACUGUAUUUGUUUUAUAUGAGGAAGAAAAUACAAGAAAACAUCUGCUUCUAUAAACUUACCAAUGUCUGCAGUUUGAGCAAUACCUUAAAAGCUUGAAAUGAGUAAAGCUGUGACAAACAAGGCUGGAUGAGGACCAAAGUGUACGUUGCCACCAGAAACUGUGGAAGAAAGGGGGUUAAAAAAAUAAGAUAUAGCUACAAGGUUUAGUAAAACAUUCAACUUCAUUAAAGGACUCCAUGGUGUUCUAUCAGACAUGAACCAAAUAAUGAUCAAACCAGCUACCAUGCUAUGAUUAAACCAUUAUUUAACAAGCGCGCUUCAUUCCGGUGGCAGCGGUAAUGCAUAGCGGUACGUAGUGUUUCAGUCAGUCGGUCAUAAUACGCACAAAUCAUCAAACAGGAUGGGCUGGCUUGGCUGCGGUCGCUUUGUCCACACUCAUGUUAACUCUAUUUUCAUUUAACCAACAAUACAUGAGUGAAAGUUAAUUUGUAACCUGUCCUCCAGGCUGGGAAGUCCACAGAGUUACUCGCGGUUCGUUCAGUUCAGCUUUGCUGAUCCUUGUGGGAGACGGUGUGUCCCAGAGUCAGGGGGGGGGGCCGUCUACCACAUCUGAAGUUAGAUGACCGUCAAACGUCCAAAGACUCCGACAUGUUGGGACAACGGCCCGCGGAGACGAACGACGCCGCCCCUCGUCCCCAUCCGUCGGACGGUUUGCUGGACGGUGAGAAAGCCGGAGCCGCCCUGUUGCUGUCCGGAGUCUUCCUGGCGAUGGUGGGUGUCACCUUCACCGCCAUGGGCUGGCAGCACUACCAGGUCGGCCUGAGCUUUCACUGGACCCAACUCCUGGGCCCCGUCCUGAUCUCUGUCGGGGGAACCUUCAUGCUGACCAGCGUGUGCAAGUUGAGUCUGGUCUCCUGUUGUCCCUGCAGACGGCAGGAGGAGGAGGUAUACGUCGUACCUGUGAGGGAACAAGCCGCCAGGAGGCAUCCGGUCGUGGUGCGUUCCAUGAAUCAGCCGGUCAUGUUGCAGGGGACCGCGACCAUGCUGUGUAUUCCACCUGCUUAUAACUUCGUCACCCAGGGAGCACCGGCACAAAACGACAGUCAGCCCGGCAGCUCGGCGAGCGGCAGUACCGCAGCCCUACCCUCAUACGAAGCUCUGUGCUGCUUGGACAACGGGACUUUUAGCGCAGAGGACGGCCCACCUCACAGCACGGAGGCAGGCCGGAGCAGAAGCAGAGCACAGAAGACGGAAAGUGAAAGGGGCCGCCUCGACGGGAGCGAGUCCACCUGUUCUCCUCCACCUGCGUACGAAGACAUUUACCCUUCCUCCCCCAAACGCAGUUCAACAUGAGUGGCAGAAAAUCUGUGUGUGAUGUCAAGUCUUAUGCUGAUGACAUCAUUCCUUUUUCUUGUUAAAGAAAAAACAAAAAAAAACUGUUUGAAUGUCAAAGUGAUUCUAUGCUCUGUAUCACAUCUUUUUAAUAAAACAUUUGCCGAGUAUAACUCCACAGCAA
Molecule: messenger RNA, 1641 nt
Organism: Fundulus heteroclitus (mummichog)
Lineage: Eukaryota; Metazoa; Chordata; Actinopteri; Cyprinodontiformes; Fundulidae
Gene: tmem174
Product: transmembrane protein 174
Exons: 2
Coding region: 774-1478 (234 amino acids)
Source: RefSeq, a predicted model, not a curated record